CAAACACCCAUGGUCGCCAGACAGUCACCAUGGUCACCUGGACAGGCCCUUUGCAGAAGCAGAGUGAAAAUCAUGGAAAACAUCCACCCAAAGAUGGUGGUUCCUGCUGGAUGUGACAUCCAGCAGGUUUCCUUGUUUGACCUGAAGUGAUCCCCCACCAAGGUGACCCUCCCGUCUCCGCAGCUUGCGUGAACCCAAAACGGUGGUCGGAUGUGGCACUGGAGGGACUGUUUUGGAGGUGCUCGGUGGUUGAAGAAUCUUUACCUAGGGGGCCAUGUGCUGCAAAAAGGAAGCCGGGCUGCGUCAGCCGUGCAUCUCGGCGCAGCCUUCGGCCCAGUCUCGCCAUGGGCCUUGCCUUCAGAGACGAAUCCUCAUGAUGGGUGUCCUGGUGACCUGUUGGUCGGUGGAACCGGGUGGAUUGAACGGAGGGUCCCGGGUGGAAACGGGGCCACUCCCCAGGAACCCGGUGAAGAAAGAGACACCCCGAUAAACAUGCUCCGGGCGGGCGACGUUCAUAGACACCCCCCUAUGGCCCUGGAGGACUCCCCUUUCGCUGGGGAGAGGAAGUGGUUUAUCCCCUUGGGUUUUUUUGGGAGCCCAUCCCCAGGUUUGGAGGGCGCAGGGAAGACGUCACUCCUCUAUCAGCUGAAGCUCGAUGAGAACGUGAGAGCGAUCCCAGUUUUGGGCUUUAACGUGGAGGCGGUGGAGUAUAAGAACCUGAGCCUCAGCGUGAUUGACUUGGAACACCACCAGUUCAAAGAUGAAAUGCAAGAUGUCCCCCUGCUGGUCUACGACUUGCCUGGAGCAAUGAGGGCGCCAGAGGUGACUGACAAACUAGGACUUCUCAGCUUGCGUCGUCGCCAGUGGUUCAUUACAGCUACUGCCACCAAUACAGAGGGCGGCCUGUAUGAAGGCUUGGAUUGACUCUCCUGCAUGAUGUCCUCCAAGCCCUGAGCUGGUGACUUCGUUGCACCCGGGCCUAUCCUUAUGUAGUGGAUGCAUUCUGGAAGGAAUUCAGUUCCUUGACUACGCGCUGGAUCUGUUGGGAAAAUACCGGCGAGCAUCCUUGUGCAACGGAGGUGAUUGACAUGGAACACCACCAGUUCCGCACUUUCUGCUACAACGACUCUCAAAGCAUCUAUGAUCUCAUCUACGCCAUGGACAGCCACUACCGUGAUCGCAUUAGAGGAUGCUCGUGAAGAGUUGAUUGAAAACCUUCGCCAAAGAUGGUCUCUGCGAACAAGCAGGAUUGAGAGUCCAAGUCAUGCUAAGCUGGAAAAGACCAGCGCUGUGACUCCCACCGGGCAGCGCC
Molecule: messenger RNA, 1312 nt
Organism: Durusdinium trenchii
Lineage: Eukaryota; Dinophyceae; Suessiales; Symbiodiniaceae
Source: the annotation of a GenBank genome assembly